ACAAGUAUGGCUACCGAAAUAGGUGAUUGUUUACAAAGCCAGCUUUGAAUGUAUUUUUUAAGUCAUGGCCUCUGAAUAUACUCCAGAGGUUAUAAAAACGUUAAAACACAAAGUAUUCACAUCUGCUCGCGAUGGAAUGGCUAUAAGUAUUUUCGCCAUGUUGUGGAACGUUGAAAGGGAGAUUGUAAAAGAAGUAUUGGAGCACCAUUCUGACGAAGAUGGACAGAAAACGACACCGCUUAUUAUUGCAGCACGGAACGGUGAAGAAAAGGUAGUCGCUGUGUUAUUGACUAACUUUUUGGUGGAUAUAGAGCAGACAGGUGUCGUGAAGUUCGACGGAUUUGUUAUUGAAGGAGCCACGUCGUUAUGGUGCGCUGCAGGAGCCGGUCAUUUCGGUGUGGUGAAAUUGUUGAUCGACCAUGGAGCAGACGUUAACCACCCUACACUGACCAACUCUACACCGCUCAGAGCCGCGUGUUUUGAUGGCAGACUGGACAUUGUUAAAUAUCUAAUCGAACAUAACGCAGACCCGAAAAUAUCCAACAAAUAUAACAAUACGUGUUUGAUGAUAUCGAGUUACAAGGGUCAUAAGGAUGUUGUACGCUACCUCCUGGAGAAAGGGGCUAACCCAGACUGCAGUGCUCACUGCGGGGCUACAGCGUUACAUUUCUCAUCAGAAUGUGGACAUUUAGAUAUAGUUCAUGAGUUAGUCAGGUUUGGUGCAUCCAGAUUAAAAAAUGAUCAUAACAUGACGCCGCUAACAGUUGCGGCUGAGUGCGGGAAAUCUGAGGUAGUUGAGUAUUUAAUUUCCCUACCUGAAUGUAAGCGAGAAGAAAAGAUAGAUGCGUUGGAGCUGUUAGGAGCUUCUUAUGCAAAUGACAAAGAGAAUUAUGAUAUUAACAAAGCGUUUCUAUAUCUUCGAGAAGCCAUGCAUGUUCGAUACAGUAACCCACAAAGUACUAUUGAAAAGCCUCAGUGUGACCCAAUCCCUGCAUAUGAUAAUCAUGCUGAGUGUAAAACCCUUGUUGCGCUGGAUGCAAUAAGGCAGGACUUUGGGGCACUUCAUAUGGAAUCUCUUGCCAUUAGAGAACGAAUUCUUGGUGCAGACAAUCCAGAAGUACCCCAUCCAGUGAUUUUUCGUGGCGCUGUGUUUGCAGAUAGUGCUAGAUUUGACAGAUGUAUUGCCUUAUGGUUGCACGCUAUGAGGCUUCGACAGCGCAACAACAGAACCAUUUCAAAGGAUCUUCUCAGGUUUGCACAGGUCUUUUCACAAAUGGUGCACAUAGGAGUGAUUCUGGAUUUCAAAAAUGUGGAAGAGGUUUUCCAUCAUGCUGUGAUAGAACUCCACCGUGACUCAGAAAGAAUUGCGAAAGGGGAAGAUGAGAAGGAGGCUCUUGUGGAGAUAUAUCAAAGCAAUAUACACACUUGUCUCUAUCUACUUGUGAUAGCACAGAAAGUGCCAAAAUCAAAAGACACUGAUGAAUUGCACAAAAUGGUGUAUAAAUUUCUACAAAAUAAACCAGUCUUAAAGAAUGACUAUAGUCCUUUGCACAUGGCUGUUGACAGUGCGACGUUGGUGGACGACUUCCAUGUGAAUGAUGUGGUAAAUUUCCCCAACAACAACCUUACCAGAUUACUUAUUGAGUGUGGGGCUGAUCCAAACGGCCUGGACUGUCAUAGAAACACCCCUCUGCAUUUAAUUGUCAAAUACUCAAAUCCAAUCAGUGACUUUGAAACUCUCCACCAAAUUCUCAUGAAUUUGAUAAAGAAUGGUGCUCACCUCGAUAUUUGCAAUAGUGAACGGAAAACACCUAUUGAUUUAGCUUCGUCAGGGGUGGCAGUUGUGAUUCUGAGGACAAAUAGUAGGCUGUCUCUGAAAUGUAUUGCAGCAAAGUCUAUACAAAGACAAGAUAUAAAAUACGAAGGAGUUGUUCCCCUUGUUCUGGAGGAGUUCAUCAAGCUUCAUUGAUCAUGAUUAUGUAUAUCUGUUUCUGUAUGUCGGGCUGCAGGACAAUAAGAGUCUGCUGGUGUGAGACUAGUGGAAUCUCCAGUUGAACUAGUUAUUCUAAAAACUGACAGCUUGAUUGUCUAGUCAAAAUUUGAUAUUACUUAUAUUUAAUUAUCAUGUUGAAUAAAUUUUGGUCAGAUGAAUUUGCACAGGGACUAAUAUAAUUGGAAACUAGCCUACUGACUAGUGGUUUUUAAAAUCAAAUUCUAGCCCACCUGUAUGUGCAAAUUGUAUAAAUGUCCCUGUGUAUAUACAUGUGUACAGCUGUGUAUUAUGAAGAUUGGUGAACCUGAAUGUGUUGUUAGGACAUCUUGAUCAUCUAUUGAUGUGAUUGCACAUAAACAAUGCCUCAUUAUAAAAACAUUGAAAGGAAAGUAAUCAUGAUGUACAUGUACAGUUGGAUAGUGGCUUGAUCGUGUGCCAUAAAUGUUUAAUAUUUUAAAAUACAGUUGCAUACUGUAUAAUUGAAUAGGCAGUAGAUAUUGACAUGCAAUUAAAAAUCAGCUGUGAAAAGUCUGUUAACAUUGAGAAAUAAAUGAUAUUUGACAGUAUGUAUGUUGAUUCUGAUGGAAAAAACACCCCAGUUCUACUAUAUACUACCACCGCACGGAUUAGUAGAUAAAACAAGAUUAGUUAUCUCCUGUACUCUAGUUUUAGUAUUUAAGAAAAAACAAAUGCUUUUACAGUUGUAUACAUAAUACAAAACUGAGAAAAUGCGUUUGCCUAUUUCUUUGAUAUUUAUUUAAUACUAAAUCUAAAUUUUGGGAGACAACUCUCGUUUUCUCGUUGGCAAUGAGUAUAAUAUCGAUAAAAAUGUUUACCGUUUUUCUAACAGAAUUGACAUACAGUUUGGAGCAAACGUAACUUGGUAUCUAGUGCACUUUGUAGUGCACACAUAGUAGACUAAAAUGUUAACUCCAGUUUGAUGGACUAAAGUACAGAUAUCAAUUGUUCUUUACCAUGAAAAAGGUUCACACAUUAUAUGAAAUUUGAAUGAAUAAUGAAAAUUCAUGUUAAUUUGAGUAUAAAAAACAUCAGUAUUCAUAUUUUUUCUGAUUAUUUAAAUUUUCAACUGGAUAUUAUUUCUGAUGAUUUAAGAACAUCCAUAGAUUAAUUGAUUUAGUAAACAGUUCAAUAGUACUGUUUAAUAUAGCUGAAUUUAAAUUUGCAUCACAUUUAAAUUUCAUUUCAAUGUUGUAGCAUAUCAAUAUCGCUGGUAACUACAAAAUGCUGAGUUUCCUCAUCAGUAUCGCUGGUAACUACAAAAUGCUGAGUUUCCUCAUAUCAUGAUCUGCUUUACUGAAAAUGUGGAUGUAAACAUUGUUGUAAAACUAGCUUCAUAUAUAUAUAUAUGUCAUAUUUUAUUAAGGAUGUACUCUUCUGAGGUUUAAAUCACGUUUUUAAAGUCUUGUUUUGAUCUUGUGUAACAGGUUUUUGUAAUUUUUAAAAAGUAUCCAUUUUUUAUCACUUUUUUUAGCAAACACAAAGCUGAAAAAUAUGUCGAAAAACUAGAUGCCUGUUUUUGUAGAUUUUUUUACAAAAAUAAAAUAAAAAUGACCAAUUUGGCUGCGUUUUAAAAAUGUGUAUUUCUUGCGUUUCAUGAAACUUGAAAGACAAAAAAAAUCAACUUUUUUGACACUCAAUUGAUCACUUAAUUUGUGAUUGUGUCACCAUUUUUAAUUGUAGCAAGUUUUUCAUUAUUGCUGUAAAACUUUAUUAUGUUCAAUAUGAUGAAAAUAAUAUGCAACGAAGUGGAAAAUUAUACAUGAUUGGUAAUUUUUUUUACAUGUUUAGUGUACAUGUUACUGAAUGUUUUUGACCCUGAAAAAGGUGAAAAAUAACACAUAUAGUAAUGGGACAAAAAGAGAAGCACAGACUCCAUAUUUUUGUCUGUUUUAGAAAGAGAAACACAUUUUCUUUUGAUUCAUUAAAUAUUAAAAAAAGUUUAAUAGCAGAACU
Messenger RNA from Mizuhopecten yessoensis (Yesso scallop), 3967 nucleotides. Its product is annotated as protein fem-1 homolog B-like. The transcript has a single exon. The record is from RefSeq and is a predicted model, not a curated record. NCBI's taxonomy places the organism in Eukaryota, Metazoa, Mollusca, Bivalvia, Pectinida, Pectinidae. Gene Ontology annotation, molecular function: protein binding. The coding region runs from base 65 to 1969 and encodes 634 amino acids.